This is a messenger RNA of Amphimedon queenslandica, 1839 nucleotides long. RefSeq lists its product as uncharacterized. The coding region runs from base 1 to 1839 and encodes 612 amino acids. Lineage: Eukaryota; Metazoa; Porifera; Demospongiae; Haplosclerida; Niphatidae. The record is from RefSeq and is a predicted model, not a curated record. The transcript has 18 exons.
AUGGAUCAUUCCUUUGAUCUUGAUGAAUUUCAGCAUCAAACUAUCAGGCAGCUAGUUCUAGGUGGAGCUAGAGGUUAUUAUUCUUUUGCAUUAUUCUUAGAAACUCGUAAAGAAAAUGAAAUCUUUAGCAUCUACAAGGGCAUAGAUAUUAAUCUAGAAGUAUCAGUGGUUGAUCUGUCAACUGGUGAAGUAGGACCAGCUAAACAAGUGAGAGGUUAUGAUGGUUGGACUGUUGAAAAAUUAAAACAACAUAUAGGAGAAUUAUAUAAUAUUGAUUCAUCACAUAUGAGAUUAGUAGUAAUGGAAGAGGAAUACGAGGGUACUACUUCAAUCCGUGAACUUAGAAAUGGGCACAAUUCUUAUUUAUAUAUGGCACUUAAACUUGAUAGAGUAAUCAAAGAACUAAAAGAAAAGGAUCAAGACUUACUGCAACAUACUGAGGUCAUUUCUUAUAUUAUACUUGAAGAAGCUGAAUAUAAACUAAGAGAUACUAUUAGUAUCAAAGAGAAGGAAACAAUGGAAUUGAAACAAGAACUAUCAAAAAUUAAAGUAUUGACAGAACUUGAGGCAAAAUCUUUGCCUGUUCAAAUUGAAGUUGAGGAAGAACCACUUUAUGAAGAGUUGACUGUAUUGAGGUCUCAGUUUAAUGAGAUACAAAAAGAAAACAAAAAAUUAUCAGACAAAAUAUCAAAAAUGAAGAUUGAGUAUUUAAGAUCACUUACUAGUAAUACUGAUUCAGCUGCCUGCAGAGUGAGUAGAGGAAUGACUUUUGAAAUUGAUGACUGCAAGUUUCAUCUUAAAGCAAUGACAAGAUCAGACUAUCAGCCAUUAGUAGAUAAUAAAAGAAUAAUAGAGGAAUUACAAGAAAGAAUAACAUUAAUGAAUAUGGAACUAAUGACUGUAAGAGAACACAAUGAGAAGAUUAUAAAAGAUAUUAAAGAUCAUUUGAAAGAGACUGAGGAGAAGAGACAGAAAGGAAAGGAAGAUUUGAAAGAGUUUGAGGAAAAGAGACAAAAAGAAAAGAAACAAAAAACUGAAGAAAAACCAUAUGAAAUUGAUUUAUAUUGUAAUCAUCCUGUUACUGGUGAAUUAGUGAGGAAAAUACUUAAAGUACAUAAAGAUGAGCUACUACCCAGUGUACUGGAUAAAGCUUAUGAGUUAAUGGAAUUAGCUCCUCAUAUUCCUAUUGAGAGAUGUCGUUUAGUUCAGUACAAUUAUGUUGAUAAAGUAAUGGAUCAGUCCUUUGAUCUUGAUGAAUUUCAGCAUCAAACUAUCAGGCAGCUAGUUCUAGGUGGAGCUAGAGGUUAUUAUUCUUUUGCAUUAUACUUAGAAACUUGUAAAGAAAAUGAAACCUUCAUGAAGUACAUCUACAAGGGCAUCGAUAUUAAUCUAAAUAUAUCAGUGGUUGAUCUGUCAACUGGUGAAGUAGGACCAACUAAACCAAUGAAAGGUUAUGAUGGUUGGACUGUUGUAGAAUUAAACCAACAUAUAGGAGAAUUGUUUAAUAUUGACUCAUCAUGUAUGAGAUUAGUAGUAAUGAAGGAGGGUACUACUUCAGCCCAUGAGCUUAGAGAUGAACACAGUUCUAAACUUGAUAGAGUAAAAAAAUUAUAUGUAUCAUCAGAUCCUGAAGAUUAUAAAAAAGAAUUCAAAGAUAGUUUGAUGUACAGAUAUGUUGAGUUUCACAUCAACUCAAUAUUGCUGGACAUUACACUGCCUCCUGGACCUGAAGCCACACCCACUACAAGUAACGUAACUGAACGAGGAAUAAUAAUGAAAAUUAUAUCAAUAAAUAAAGAAAGUGAUAAGGAAAAAAGAAGUAAAUAUUUAUUUAAGUAA